This is a messenger RNA of Poecilia reticulata (guppy), 868 nucleotides long. Lineage: Eukaryota; Metazoa; Chordata; Actinopteri; Cyprinodontiformes; Poeciliidae. The record is from RefSeq and is a predicted model, not a curated record.
UGUGAUGUGUUCGGGUGGGCGUGGCUUCAUGGUGUGUUCAGGGUGGGCGUGGCCUCAUGCUGUGGUGUGUUCAGGGUGGGCGUGGCCUCAUGGUGUGAUGUGUUCAGGGUGGGCGUGGCUUCAUGGUGUGAUGUGUUCAGGGUGGGCGUGGCCUCAUGCUGUGUUCAGGGUGGGCGUGGCCUCAUGCUGUGAUGUGUUCAGGGUGGGCGUGGCCGUGUGCAGACACCUGAGGCUGCUGGUGCCGGUGCUGUUGGGUUACCUGGAGGUCGGGGAUCCGCCGGAGGAGUCGGUUCGGCUGAAGAUGCUGGAGGUUCUGCAGUCAACCAUCAGGUUGGCGUGGCCACGGAUGGCGAGCCGCGCCGAUGCGCUGCUGCGCUCUUUGCUCCGGCUGCUGGUCGACGUCUCUGCAGACCCGGGACUCAGCGACUCGGUCCGGCUGCAGCUGAUGGAGGGAAGCUCCGCCUCCCUGCGCCUGUUGGACGCCGCUACGCAGCGACGCGUUCAGCGGCUCCUCCUGCAGGUCGACAGCCGCCACUGCAGCCCUCAGGUUCUCUGUUGCCUGGCAACCGUGACAGCAGAGCGAGAGCACACCUGAAGCACCUGGAGGCGGAGCUUUAAGAGACCGAGCAGCACAAACACCUGAACCGAGCCGGAGCCGAGUCCGAAGGUCGGCCCACCAGAACCGGAACAAAACGGAAGGCUGGGGACUCGCUUCCUGCUGGGUCACUUCCUGCUGGGUUUUCAGAGUAAAACCCUGAAGGUCAGAUCAGUCCUGGGGAGGCAGAAGGACCCAAACAGGCCCAGAGGAUCAGCUGCACAAAUCGAAUGUUUUUUGGUUUCACGCAAUAAAGUUUUUCUGUAGAUCUUC